This is a messenger RNA of Dipodomys ordii (Ord's kangaroo rat), 3157 nucleotides long. RefSeq names its product family with sequence similarity 76, member A (gene Fam76a). Bases 64 to 975 code for a protein of 303 amino acids. The record is from RefSeq and is a predicted model, not a curated record. Lineage: Eukaryota; Metazoa; Chordata; Mammalia; Rodentia; Heteromyidae. The transcript is spliced from 9 exons.
UCCGACUGUCAGCUAAGUCGGCGGGCCGCGCCGGCGGGGCGGCGACCACGGCCCGGGCCGGACAUGGCGGCGCUCUACGCCUGCACCAAGUGCCACCAGCGCUUCCCCUUCGAGGCGCUGUCUCAGGGGCAGCAGCUGUGCAAGGAAUGUCGGAUUGCGCACCCUGUUGUGAAGUGUACCUACUGCAGGACUGAGUACCAGCAAGAGAGGACUAGUGAUUUGAAAGCACCUGCUCAUUUCUCCAUAGCUCAGCCCAAACCUUGUCAGUACUGCAACAUAAUUGCAGCAUUUAUUGGCAAUAAAUGCCAGCGCUGCACAAAUUCAGAGAAGAAGUAUGGACCACCAUAUUCUUGUGAACAGUGCAAGCAGCAGUGUGCGUUUGACAGGAAAGACGAUAGAAAGAAGGUAGAUGGGAAAUUGCUGUGCUGGCUAUGCACACUUUCAUACAAACGUGUCCUGCAGAAGACCAAAGAGCAGAGGAAACACCUGAGCAGCUCUUCUCGCAGCAGCCAUCAGGAGAAGGAGCAGUACAGCCGCCUGAGUGGUGGCAGCCACUACAACAGCCAGAAAACACUUUCUACAUCUUCAAUUCAAAAUGAAAUCCCAAAGAAAAAAUCCAAGUUUGAGUCAAUCACAGCUAAUGGAGACAGCUUUUCCCCGGACCUGGCCCUGGACUCACCAGGCACUGACCACUUUGUCAUCAUUGCCCAGCUGAAGGAAGAGGUGGCAACUCUGAAGAAGAUGUUACAUCAGAAGGAUCAAAUGAUCUUAGAGAAGGAAAAGAAGAUUACAGAGUUGAAGGCUGAUUUUCAAUACCAGGAAUCUCAGAUGAGGGCCAAAAUGAACCAAAUGGAGAAAACACACAAAGAAGUCACAGAGCAAUUACAGGCCAAAAACAGAGAGCUCCUGAAGCAGGCAGCUGCCUUGUCUAAGAGCAAGAAGUCUGAAAAGUCAGGCGCUAUAACCUCUCCAUGACAGACCAUCAACAGGCUCCCUAGCAACAGCAGAUGGAGUCGUCCUGGGUUGGAGACCUGGCUGUUCUCUAGAAUCGCAAGCUUUCUUAAGAAAUCUCUAUUUUAUUACAGCUAUCCUUCUUUGUGCGACUGUCAUGGGCUGAAUGGAAACAUCCGAGUUGUGCGCUGUUAAUGACUGCAUGCUUGAGUGUUUGGGGUUUCAAGCUCACUCUCCUCCCUACUCCCACCAUGUCCUUUUCCUCUUCCCUCUGUCGAUCCCUCCAGAUCCCUCUACUCCUCCCUCCCACUUUUUUAUUUUGAUACUAUUUGGUUGGUUGUGUGUGUGUGUGUGUGUGUGUGUGUGUGUGUGUGUGUGGUGGUCACUGCUCAGUGUUUUGUGCAGAGUGAUGUUUUCUGUUCAUCCUUGGGUCCUGCUAUACCGUGGGCAAAUUGUUUGCAUUCAUUGUGUAUCACUGCCACUCUCUGAACUUUAAAAACUGCCACCUUAAGACUUGUUACAAUGAGAGAGGCCUUCUCUCUCAAUAAAGCUUUUGCUUCAGGGUAUCUUUGGGUUUUUUUUUUCCAGGUAUAUUAUGUAUGAACUUUGUACUAUGUAUAGCCAGAGUUUUAUUUAUUUUUUAAAAAAAGAAAUUUUUUCUUGCUAAAGGAAUAAUGGUAGCUGAGCUAGUCCUUGUAAAAGUGAUGUCUCUUGAAAAUAAAGUCCUAUUCUCUAGCUUUUAGUAAAAGAAUCAGAUGGUUUCUUGUUACCUUACAGUCUUAAAACCGAUCACUAAGGUGAAAUAUUUGAUGCAGAAGUUCAGAGCUAAGUGCCUUUUGGAGAGUUUCUCGGAGGAGCAUUUAAGGAGAUGCUUGAGGUGGUUGCAAAGAUUUGAACAGUCUGUCUUUUUAAAGUAAGGGCAGAAAGAAAGGUUGUCCAGGUUCUACUGGACACUUCCCCACCCUUUCCCUACUCCUUUAUGUGAUUGAUUCCAAAUUCUUACACUGCCACUUCUUUGGAAAAAAAAUACCCUUUACUUGCUUUUAUCAGUUAUUAUACUGGGCAUUUGUCAGAAAACAUUUCUUUUUUCAUUAGCAUAUUCAAAACUGGAUAAUAUUUGAACUCUGGAAUAUCGGAGGGUCAGUAUGAGCUGCGUAAGUAUGGCCUGUGAGUCUGAUUGGGAGAAUAUCACUGUACCCUCUUCUCACCUCUUGCUCACUCUGGCCUGUGCACCCUUGCUUUUAAUGGAAGUGUAUGGAAAAUCGGUGCUUCUCAGGAGCAGCACAGCCUCUGCCAGAGCAUAUGUACCCUGUCUUCCCUUAAUGACCCAGUAGGCACAUGGGAAGGAAGAUAGAUUUAUAUUUCUAGCCAUACUCUUCAGGUUCCUCUAUGUGAUGUUUGUGAAGGAAAUUGGAGGUGUGUAGUAUGUGCGAUGAAACAGAACAAAGCCAGUUACCUCUACAUAAAUAUGGUGAGGGAGCAAGGUAGAAUUAAGGGUAAUCAUUAUAAGGACAGUGGACAUUUGUUCUCAGUCUCUCAAAAUUGUAACAGUAAAUUUAACUUGUUAAAAGCAAAGUAUUCUGUAAUUUGUGAUAUGGUUCUGGAAAAAAGAGCCAUGCAUAUAGCUGGACAGAUGAGAAGUGGGUGGCUUCCUUUUCAUCCAAGAUACAAUGGACCAUGUUGCAUUUUUAUCAGUUUGCAUCCCAGCAAGGAAAACAGUGUGAAAUAGUUUUGUAACUUUUUGAACAAGAGACUUGUAGCUAAAGCUAUAUGUCAGAUAUUUUUCAGAUGUAUUUGACUAUGGAGAAAAGAUUCUGAAAGAAAUGACAGUCAUGGUUUUGUUCCCUUGUUUUUUAUUUUAAAGACUGAGAAAUUCAGAUACAUAAAGUUUGACAAUAUAAAAAUGCAUACAUAAUUUUUAUACUAAAUCUUUUUUUAAGGUCUUGACAUUUAAUAUAAAGUAAAUCCACACAUUUUUAACUUUCCAUAAGUUCUUAAAAGGGAAAGAAGAAAUCUCAAUUCUUAAAACUUUGAUUUUUAAAAAUCAUGACACUGUUUUACCAUGAAAUUGAGUAGCUAACUUUUGGUAACACCUUUCAUUUCUUUGUAUGUUUGUAAUAAUGGACAUUUUAAAACAAGAAUGUUUUGGUUUGUACAGACUUUGGCAAAUGUGUGUUAAUAAAAAUUCAUAUUGACUCAAGUGUAA